AUGAAGGCAUCAUCAAGGGACUUAUUCUCUUGGGCAAAAUCUAUAUUGAUCAAUCAUCUCAUUGCCUGCUUUUGGUAUUUCAUAGCAAAAUUCAAUGAAUUCGAUCCUGACACUUGGGUUGCCUAAGCGAACCUUGAAGAUGCAACUCUAUAUAACAAAUACAUUGCUGCCUUUGAAUGGAGUUUGCAGACUCUCACUACUGUGGGUUAUGGCGAUAUCAAGGCUACUACUAUUGAAGAACGAGUAUUUGCUAUAAUUUGGAUGAUCUUUGGAACUGGGUUCUUUUCAUAUACUUUGGGAAAAUUGUCAUCUAUUUUGGAGAACGUGGACAAAAAGUGGGUAGAUUUUGAGAGAAGAAUGCAUUUGUUUAAUGAUUUCUCAGUGAGAGUGAAAUUGCCAUAUGCUUUGAAAUGCAAAGUACACAAGUAUUAUAGAAAUAACUACUUGAAAAAUGUGUACUCUUCUCUCGAUCCUAAAAAAUUGAUUUAGGAACUCCCAUCUUAAAUUCGUAAUGAAUUGUUGAUGAUUUGCUAUAAGUAUUUGAUUGACAGUGUCUCCUUACUCAAGAUAGAUAAGAAUUUCACAGCCACCAUACUACCUCAUCUCAAUUUCUUAGAAGUCCAUCCUGGAGAGAUCAUAUAUAGACAGGACGACCCUCCAACAGACAUAUACUUUAUUGAAAAGGGGAAAGUCAAUUUUGUUACUCAUGACAAAUACACAUUGAUUACCCUUUUGGAAGCAUCAUUCUUUGGGGAAAUCGAAGCAUUUGAAGACAUCAACAGAGAAUAUUUUGCCAUUGCCAAAGAACCAACCAAUUUAUUCUUCUGUUCUUACGAUAUUUUUAGGAAUCUCCUUAAGGAAUUCCCCACUGUGGCUUCGGAAGUUAAAAUAAUUUAUGAUAAAAGGAAAUCCAAAUAUAAAACUUGUCUCUACAUGAUUGAAUUGCAGAGAAAACGAAACUCUGGAUCAGAUCCAAAAGAAGAACUACAAAAUAGUACUCAAUAUUAUUUGGGAUUGAUUGCUCAAUAUGAAGAAGAGCUUGGUUAACACGAAGAAGAAAAGCGUGCUCGAUUAAUUUUCUUUUAAGAAGAAAUAAUAAAAAAUGUCUGUGUUUCAAACAACUCAAAUGAAAUAUAAUUAAAUAAUAUAUAAUAAAUUAUGAAACAGCAAAAAAAGUUAGUGCUUCAUUUCGAUUUGAAUAAAACUAUACUGUUGGCGGAUUCCAAAUAUACAACUCAAACCAAAGAAGAAUGUUUGUAAGAAAUCCUGGUUGGAUAUGCAUGGGGUAAAUUAGAAUAGAGGGAUGAGAAAUCCCCAGUCCUAUGGAAAUUAUUAACAAACAACUUCACUCCAAUCAGACCCAGUGAAGAUAUGAUCUCUUAUAAGGAAUACAUAUGUUAAUAAUUUCCACUCAAAACUGAAGGAGAUCCAGAUGAUAUUACAGAAUAUAAUAACAGUGCCAUAGAAUAACGCAAGCAAUUAUAUUUUCAGUUUGUUAAAUUAGGAUAACCAUGUAUGAAGUUGAAACCGGAAUAUGACAGGAUUGUCAAAUUGAUUACUUUGCCAAAGGCUGUGAUUGAAGAGUUAAAGUAAUAAGCUGAAGAAUUUGGAUUCCUGAAUGAGGAUGAGGUCAAGUAACGAAAUCUAACUUAAUUGUUAUCGGACAAGGAUAUGCUCAAUAAUUUAUUUUCAGAUAAUAAAUAUCAAUUGUUGCCUACAUUUUAUAAGACAAUAAUCAAUUUGAAGAAAUAAAAGAGAGAAUUUGCAAUAGUAUUUCGACCAUUUGGAACAGAUCCAAAAAACAUUUUGAGAGAAUUUAAUAAAUUUUGUUUAGGAGAACAUCCAUGCUUCAGUGGUAGAAACAAUACUCCCAUAGUUAAAUUUGAUGGAUCAAAAGGAACUAAGAAUUAUAUUAUAUUGGAUAAACAAUGUGCCUUAGUUUAUAGACUAUAGAAAUAAUUAGUGACAGGAACUUUGAGAAGAACAGAUAAAUAACAAUUGGAAGAUGGAUAUGAAAAGGAAUUGGAAGAAGAAUAAGUCUAAAUAUACAAUGAAACUCAAAUGCUCUUAAAGAUUACAGAAUCAUUGAAGGAGAGUUGUGCUUUGUGUUAUGUUGAUGAUUAUCAGUUUUAUUAAGCAUAACCAAGUGAAUAGAAUGCUAAAUAAUUGUAUGUUGAUUAAUAAGAUCCUGAUACACUUCACAUAUUUUUUGAUGAUGGAAUUCAAGAAAAUGAAAAUAACUUAGUUUAAGUUACAGACUGUGUGACAUUGGAAGAUCUAAGCAGAAAGAAGUGUUUGAAUAAGUACUUAGUACAUGUGGACAUUUUGGAUGUUAUCAAAGAUCCUGAUUACUUCAUAAAACAAAUUGAAAUAUGUGAAAGAAACAGAAAUGAUGAAAUUGAAAGAAUAGAAAAAGGAAUCCCUGAAGAAUAAGCUGAGAUACCCAAGAAGAGUGAUUGGGAAUUGUUGGAAGAAUGCUCUGAUGCUGAUUAUCUACGUAAGACAAUCCUGCCAUUGUUGAUGCCUGCCUUAUAAUUAGUAGACAUUGAGAGACCUAAAGAUCCUCUUGAAUUCAUCGCCAUGUAUUGUUUAAAGAACAAAGAGAUGGUUAAAAUUCCAUAACCCCCUGAAUAAUAAGAAUGAAAUAGUUCUAAUUUUAUAUUAUUAUAAAACAUCAAAGCAAUUUAAUUAA
Molecule: messenger RNA, 2692 nt
Organism: Paramecium tetraurelia
Lineage: Eukaryota; Ciliophora; Oligohymenophorea; Peniculida; Parameciidae
Exons: 8
Source: RefSeq, a predicted model, not a curated record